Messenger RNA from Eurytemora carolleeae, 447 nucleotides. RefSeq lists its product as uncharacterized. Bases 1 to 447 code for a protein of 148 amino acids. The transcript has 4 exons. Gene Ontology annotation, biological process: regulation of DNA-templated transcription. Lineage: Eukaryota; Metazoa; Arthropoda; Copepoda; Calanoida; Temoridae. The record is from RefSeq and is a predicted model, not a curated record.
AUGGCUAAACCAAACAAAUGUAUAUCAACAAUUGCGUUUGUCCGGAAUGAGGCUGACCUACUUGGGUGCCCGGUCUGGGUCAUGAUUAUCAAUAUAGUGGCACUAGAGAUGCUAGGGGACAAGAUGCCAAUAACAGAGUGUGAGAAGGUAUCAAGUUCACCGACCAGCUAUCAGAUACAAACUCUCAAGAGAACUGUCAACUCAUCAUCAGAUGAAGAUCCAUACUCUCUCACCGGAUCAUCCGGGUACUCUGGGAACUGUAGAGAUCCGGGUCCAUAUACUCCUAAUAUCCGGGCUACUACUAGACCGGAUGGAAGAAUAAAAGAAGAGAUUUAUCAAGAUCAACUUUUUUAUUCAACCAUGGCGCGGGAUUCCAGGCGGGAGAAGCAGAACAUCGGAGAUAUAGGUAAAUACAGGUCCUCACCCUACCCCCCUCUAUAUUUGUAA